GUGUGUGUUAACAGGACAUUUUCACUGAACAGUUACUUUCAAAUAAUUAUUUUUUUUUGGUUCAGUCUGUCCUGAUCCGAAUAACAGGCGUCGGCAGUGGGUGUGGUUAAUUGGUUCGAGGUUAGAUGGUACCGGUUCGACCAGCAGUAAGUGUUGGGACACAGAGCAGCUCCAUUGUACGCCACCUGUUGUAUCCAGUUUGAAAUUCCUCUCAACCCCAGAGUCGUAAGAAUGGGCAGACGUCUAUUCUCUCUCAGGCCCCAGAUGUUCCCGUCUCUAUCUGCCAUCCUGUGUUUGUCCCUGCUCCUCCCAGCACUCCACUGUAACAACAACCUGCUGUGUUACUACAGCCCCAUCAUGUACCGGAACAAGACCUUUGACCUCAUCCUGACAGAGUGCCCUCCCGCGGAACUCUGCAUGACGGGCAACGGUCGCUAUGGAAACCACAGCGCCCUGUCCACCCGGGGGUGCAUGGCGUCGACGGGCUGCGGUCAGAUACACCCUCUCCCACUGAAAGGAACUGUUUACACCAUGACGUAUGCGUGCUGUGGCUAUAACUACUGUAACGCAGGACGCCGUGUUGCGGUUAAUUCGGUCCCCCUCGUUGCGGCGAUGACUAUGCUGUUAUUAACGGGCCUGUAACUCACAAUCCUCCUUUUUUUUAGAUAGGUGCUGGUUCUUAUAGAGGACGUGAGGAGUACGAGGGAUUUGUUGGUUGAAUAGUUUACUGCUGCAGACUCAGUCUAACCAAUCGGAGGCAUGCAUCAACCUGGAGAAAUAAUAAUAAUAAUAAUUAUUAUUAUUAUUAUUAUUAUUAUUAUUAUUAUUAUUAUUAUUAUUACUUUUUUCUUAACCAAAUACAAGAUUAUGCAUUUGGCUCCUUUUUUUUUAUACAGAGAAAUUAAUGUUUUUAUGAUUGUGAAAUAAAUGUUUUAUACACUAACUGGACUGA
This is a messenger RNA of Oncorhynchus mykiss (rainbow trout), 952 nucleotides long. RefSeq names its product bouncer (gene bncr). Gene Ontology annotation, cellular component: membrane. The record is from RefSeq and is a predicted model, not a curated record. Gene Ontology annotation, biological process: sperm-egg recognition. NCBI's taxonomy places the organism in Eukaryota, Metazoa, Chordata, Actinopteri, Salmoniformes, Salmonidae.